Molecule: messenger RNA, 1290 nt
Organism: Laccaria bicolor S238N-H82
Lineage: Eukaryota; Fungi; Basidiomycota; Agaricomycetes; Agaricales; Hydnangiaceae
Exons: 3
Coding region: 1-1290 (429 amino acids)
Source: RefSeq, a predicted model, not a curated record
AUGAGCAUCGUCCAAGCCAUCAAUUGGAAGCUCUCUUCGACGCAAAUCGACGCCUAUUUGAUCUUUUUGGGGUCUUCUGGGUUGGCCUUGAUACUACCAGUGUCCGUCACCUUUGAAAGUCGUUUGCUUGCACCCAUACUCAUGGAGUGUUAUAGGCUCUUUUUCGAACUUUUUGAGAAGAAUGUCGUAUUGGGUCGGAUAUGGUUUGAAUGUACAUGGACCGCUCUGUUCGGGGCUAUGGAACUUGCUGGUGCAAUCGCGUUGACCGCAGUAACGCACACUCAGCUCUGUCAACGUCUAAGUGCGUGUGAUUUGAUGACCAUGGGCGGCUUUUGCUUAUCCCACACUCGUAGGAAUUUUCACGUCAAGUUCGUCAUGUACGUCUACGCAAGUGUUGCAGGCUUUCACUUGGCUUUCCGCUAUUUUAUGUUUGUAUCAUUUGCCAAGACAUCUAUUCGGUUUGUUCUGACCUCCGUGGUACUCGCAGUGCUUUGUUAUUUUGCACUCCUCUUUGGUGCUGCCAUGGUGAAGUUCAAGCAAGACCCUACAAUAUGGCACUGCAGCGCACGUAAAUUCCAGUGGCUGUAUGGCCGGCGGGCUUUGUCCAGUGCGCCGGCUUCCCCAACUUUGCCUAGAUUCCAACGCACAGCUCCAGUCAUAAUAGCACCUAAACCACGCCGCCCGCCCACUGGUGGGGAACCGCCGGCGGUAUUUUCAUAUCGUUCUGGCCUCGGACUGGAGUACGAGAUCGAGCAUUAUAAGCCACCACCGACUUCAACUCAAGUUGAUAAACCUAUGCCUCCUAUACCCUCUGCGGUGGUUCCAGGGCGUACACCACAAAAUAUGAUAUCAAAUCUAUUUUACCCCGAUUACGUGCAAAGCGCUCUCCAAUCUCAACCACCUCAGCACGCACAACCUUUUGGUGCAGCUGGCAUUCGACCUCUGCCGGCAUCACCGCCCCCUCUUGGCGAUUGGCCACGGCUAGAUGCAACGUCGCGACCGACAAAGUCUAAACAGAGGCCGCCUCGAGCAGAAAAGCCUCCUCAUCAACAUAGGCAAGAGCCACCUCAACAACACAGUCCUCCUCGAGCAGAGAGGUCUCAUCAACAACAGAGAUCUACUCAACGAGAACGGCCCCCACAACAAAGUCCUCCUCGAGAGGUCCUUGCGUCAAAUUCACUUCCUCGUACCCGACCUACAGGACCUCGUAGACGGGCAAACUCCACCGACCGACCCCCACCACUUGAUCUCUCAAACAUUAGUGCAUAUAAUACGAGAGUUCAUACAUGA